UACACCAGAGCUGUAGGCACCUAACAGAGCAUGCAUGCUUACACAGUGUGUUUAGUUCAUAAGGCAACCAAUAUCUUUAGCUUUGAUUCUGAGAAUACCAUGAAGGAUUUUGUGUCAGGAUAAAGAGAUUAUAUAAAUGGUUCAGCUCUCCUUGAUCUGGAUCCUGUGGAAACAAAAAUGAUGUGGGUUUACUUAGACCGGAGGUAAUAGUUUUCUGGCUGCUGAUCUAUAAACACCCUUCCAGUGUAGAGUAUGGAUUAUAUGCCCAAUGGAUUUCACUGUCAUCCUUAACUUUUUGUGUAAAGUUGUAGAGCUGUGUUGUAGACACAUGUGGUCUGUAAGUACUGCUAGUUGACUACUGACAGUGUUAAAUUGAUACAUUGGACCAGGGAUGCUGGACUCUUGUUACAACACAUACACUGCUCCAGAUGCUGAACAGGAUAUGGAACCUGCUGAAGUAACAGACAUUACUAAGAAAUUACUAAGUACAGGAACAACACAUUACUGGAUUGUACCAGUAUAAUCACAGCAAGGUGACGGGACUCUAGAACUAUAGACAGGCAAGUACCCAACUACAUAGAGGUGGAUAGCUACAGAGUGACACACUAUUAACAGCGUUGGAUAGUCUCAGAGUGCCGAACUACAUAGAGGUGGAUAGUCACUCUAUCAACAGCUUCGGAUAGUCUCAGAGUGCCUCACAACACAGCAGUAGUUCCACACUAUAAACAUUGGUGGCUCAUUUUGUCACACAGUGGUGCCGCACUAUAAACAUUGGUGGCUCUUUUUGUCACACAGUGGUGCCACACAAUAAACAUUGGUGGCUCUUUUUGUCACACAGUGGUGCCACACUAUAAACAUUGGUGGAUCUAUUAGUGUACAGUGCCACACCACACAGACUUGGUUCCAUCACCACCAAACUUUCACCACAGGGUGGAUACAUUUGUGGAUACUGCCGCCUGUUUGUUGAUACACCCACCCACCUGUGGAUACAUCGUUUGGUGACAGUGAAGUCAGCCUGUGGUAGCAGUGGUGAUCGAGACAUCAUGGAGAUCAGCUGUGUCCAUCAGGUGUUAACUGUUUUAUUGGGAUUUUACUUAUUUACAGUGUCCAGUGCCAGCGUCCAGAACAUAUUUGUCAGUGGCUGUUCCCGGGAGACAAUGGAGUUGGGAUGUCCGUUGGGUCACAAGAUAGCCAUCAAAAGACUGUUUUAUGGUGUCAAGUCUGACCGCAAAUGUGCAGACAGGGGACGUAAGCAUAAGAGUGACUGUUGUCGUCGGACAUAUGACGACUGUCUGAUAUUUAACGAGGAUAAGUACAAUGUGCUGAAUAUAAUGUGUUCAGGCUACAGGAACUGUGAGGUUGACGUGAAGAAAAUUAACACCCGAGGGGAGUGUGAUAACCCAGAGUGGCGGCUAACAGACUACAUGACCGUCAUCUACGACUGUGUGGCAGACACAGAUGUUGCCAGGUUCUGUUCCAAUGACCAUAAGAGGGGUAAGGAGUUGUACUUGUCCAAUAUUGACUACCCCUCACCCAUAGUGCCAGGGCCACACACCUGUCGCUGUGUGCUCAAGUCUGGUUAUACCCAAGGUCUGUCCAUCCAUGCCAUCGACAUCAUGAUCACUCAGCCAGAGGACAGUACGCUCUGCCCCCAGCGCCUUAGUAUCCAGGACACCUACGGCCAGAUCAAGAUCAUCCGCUGUGGCCAUGGGGGGCUGUAUGGGUUCCGUACUAUCUACAAUCGAAUGGUGACCAAUGUCAGCCUCGAACUGGAGAGCAACGUGAAUGACAGUCGUGGCUACGUUUGGCUACACCUCAAAAGCGAGAACACUGAAGACUUUGUGAAUCUAUACUGUGGAGAGGCUAUCAGUUCCCUCACUGCUGGACCAGCCACAAACACCAGUGUGAUCCAGAAUCCAACAAGAGCGCCCCCUGUAGGGAACAAUACUGUAUAUCCUAGCAAAGGGUGGUCAACUCCACGGCUCAUACCUGAUAUGGUGGCCAUCAUUGGAGGGAUUGCUGCUGCUGUUGCCCUGAUACUACUGGUCUGUCUGGUAGCCAUUGCUGUCCAUUGUACAAGAGUCAGAGAGCAGCGCCAUCCCAAGUUGCCUGAAGUCAUUCCAUCACCAAUGGUCCGCGGGAAAUCUUACGAUAGUGACGAGCCUGACGCUACCAUACAGAGGUAUAACUACGACGAGGAGCGCUACUGUUCCAUUAAGAGGUCACCAAUGAAAAUGACCAAAUACUCAGAAUUUGAUGGUGAUUCUGACAAAAAAUUGAAGGAGGCCUUUCUUGCACCUGAUAAUACUCCAGAGGAUGAUAUGCACAUAAUGUCUAAUGGGGCACCUCCUCGACCACCAUCUCCUGACCCCGCCCUACUGGAUGUUACCCCUCCACCAAUGUACAAUGGCGAUUUGGAGAAAUAUUACACAAUGAACCCACAGAAACCCAAGACAGAAAUAGCAGAAAUUAGAAUAACAUCUUCUUUACCUCACAGAGGGAAAACUAAAAAAUCUGUGACAUUUUCUCCAGUUGCUAUGGUUACUCCUUUACCUUCAGGAUCAGAGGAAUCCAUUGGCUCUGAUGGAGACAGAAAUUUAGCCAAUGUGAUAGACAUUUACCAGAAUUUACAGGGCAAGCAGGGCCCGAGGUCCCCAGACCUGAAGGAAGCGAAACAUGUGAUGAUCUUGCCCCCUCCUCCUGACGAGAACAGCGUGCCAAUAAACACUCCAGAUCCUCUGGAACUGGCCGAAAUGGAGGAAUUAUGGAAGACGCUGACAACCACCACCAUGGAUGAGGGUGCUUAUGACAAUAUUGAGUAUUUGCUGGCACAGAAUAGGGCCAAUAAUCACUGUGAGGUCAAUGGGGUCAAACCCAAAAGUUUUGAAACAGGUGUGUGACAUUGAGUCUGCCUUCACCACACAUAUGUACAUAGUACAAUAUCAUUAAAAAUAAUUGUGUUGAGACUAUAAACAGCAAACACAAACACUUGAUCCUGUACGACCAUUCUGUUUAUCCCAUCAUAGUUUAUGGUAUAUAAAGGGGCAUAACCCCUAUAUCACUGCCCAGCUUAAAUUUCUUUGUGCAAUAUUAUUAUAUAUUUCUUUUUAGUACUUAACUCAGGUUUAAUUAUUUAUUGAUAGCUAUUUAUGUAUUUCUUUUUCUAUAAAAUUGUGGUUUUAUCAGAUGAAAGCUGAAGGACUUUCUAAUAACUUUCAUUUUAGUUAUGUAAAUGUAUGAUUUGGUGUUAUAUCAAUUAUUUACAGAUCAUGCUUUUAUCAUCUGGAUAAUCAAAAUAAACUUGCUUAUGAAUGAAAUAACCUUUCUUCUGAAUCAUAGCCAUUAUGGUAUCACAAAUGUUCUGUAAAAGUGUUUAAUUCUUUGUAUUCAGAAUUCUCACCAGUUUUAAAUACUUGAAGUCUGUUGAUAUUUUUCUCAUCAAAAUAUAUAUGUAAAGUAGUGUUUUUAAGUACAAUUUCUGAAAAAAUUACAAACAUACUAACUAAUCUAUUACAUACAGAAAUGUGUGCCUUUUUAUAUUGCUGAGUUUUUCUAUGUUGUUGAAAUAAUCUUCAAAUCAUUUAAACUGCUGAACAUUUCAAUACAAAAAAUGCCCAAACUCACAAAACAAAUACACACAUUUUGUACUUGUUAAUUAUAAAAUAACAAUCUUUGAAUGUAUUUAAAGUUAGGUUGAUGGUGAUUAACACAUUCACCCCUGAAAUAUCAUAAUAAACUAUUCCAUCCUUUGAAUUGGAAGAGUUCAAAUGUGUCUUCAGGGGUGAAUGAGUUAAUAGCAGAACUCUGCUGAAAUGUUUAGAUGGACCAUCUAUGUUUAAUUCAAUUAAGGACAUUUCUUUUAAAACAUGUCAUCGGCUGUCCUAGCAUUUAUUUCACUUUCAUUGGUUGAACACUGGUGAUAAGUGUAAAUACCAACUAUUAAGCCCACCAAAGUAAUAGUACGGUAUGAUAAUGGUCACACUUGUAAAUAAAACCUUGUAUGCUGUAUGUACAUGGUCAAACAUUGGAACAAAUGUAUUCAUUUCAUCCCUUCCCUAGGUCCUCCAAGUCUCCACAGGUAAACAUGGGAAUAAAUGUACAAAUUUCAUCCCUUCCCUAGGCCUAGGGCUCCCAGUCUCCACAGAUAAACAUGGUAAUAAGUUAACUCAUUUCAUCCCUUCCCUAGCUAUAGUGCUCCAAAACUCCACAGGUAAACAUGGGAAUAAAUUAACUCAUUUCAUCCCUUCCCUAGCUAUAGUGCUCCAAAACUCCACAGGUAAACAUGGUAAUAAAUGUACUCAUUUCAUCCCUUCCCUAUAGUCCAGAGCUCCACAGAUAAAACAAAAUUGAAUAAUUGUUUAUGAACCCAUUUCAUCUUCCCUAGACUUCCCAGUCUCCACAGGUGAACAUGGAAAUAAAAGAACCCAUGUCAUCCCAGCUGUCACUAGGUAUCUGGGUCACCAGUAAAACGGUUGUUAAGAUCUCCAAAACUUAAAUCAUGUUAAAUGAACAUGUUAAAUGAAAAAGUAGAAUAAAAAUGUUGGUGAAUCAACACAAUUAUCCGGCACGGAGAUCCAACGUCCUACAGGCAAUGGUCUGUGGUCUGUCUGGUACAGGAAUCAGAGGUUGAUAUCACAAGGAUAUUCAAACCUUAUUUACCUUAUUAAAUCAUGUUAGUUAUCAAAACACUGCACGCAUUGUUACACACUCUUUCCCUAUUUCUUACAUUUUUUCCUACUUUUUUGAAAAGUACUGUAUUGACAAAUGAUUUUUGUAUGUUUUAUCACGCAACUUCUGCAUUACAUAUUCAAUUGAUAGAAAUAAAGUAUUAAUAUAUAAAAUUUACCUUAUCAUUCCAGUUUGUUUUCAUAUACCAUAGUUGUAUACAAACAUAGCUUAUAAUGUAAGUCAUAACCUUGGUAGUUAUAAAUAAAGACAACUCAUGAUGUAAGUAUAAAAAUGUAUCAUAGAAAUGUAUGGAAUCAUUGUAACCAUAGAAACGUAAAAUAAUGUAAACUGUCUAGUCAUGUCUGUUGUUAACGUGUUUUAUAACUUUUGUAAGAAGCUUUGCACAUAUUGGUUCUAAUGUCUUGUUCUUGCACAUCCAUAGUUUGUGUGUGUGUUGUGUGGUGUUGGCAAGUACAGAGGAUAUCAUACAGGUUCUAUUCCUUUUUUCCUCUGACCCUCUGACCUUCUGACCUUCUGACCCUGCCACCAGACCUUAUGAGAAAGUUGGACAUUUGACCCUAAACAAGGGAGUUAAUAAGUCUCUUCCUCCACCAAAGACGGGAUUGGAAUAAUGAACAAAAGAGAUGUUUUUACAAGGGGAAUUCACUCCUGAGGGCCUAGUUCAAGCUUGUUAUGCUGUUCCCUACUCUCUUUACUUACAACAGGUCACUUCUAUGUAUACACAAAUUAUGAGAAUGUCCUGUAACAAUUAUCUGCUUGAAGUCAAAAGAACUACACUCGAUUUUCAGAAUUGAGAGGAAUGAAAAUGAUUUUGAUGUAUGAAUUUUUAAAAUAUGGAAAUUUUGUUCACCAGGCCAAUGGUGAGAGGGUCAGGGGGUACUCAGAGUUUUAUAGGUUGAAGUAUGAAUGAUAUUCAUGCUUCUCUUAUAAAAAACACCUGUUUUGUUUGUGUGUCCAAAAUACAUGUUCAAAACACUGAACAACAAUAUUAAUUUACAAUGAUAAGCGGCAGAAUUGUAAUACUGCAUGUAUAUUUUCCCAGAUUUCCUUUCAAGAAUAAUGGACAUUGCAAAUAAAAUAAAAUUUCAUUUGAGUUGUUGAAUGACACCUUUAACAAAUAUUGCAUUUUUUCUAAAAAAUGAUAU
Mizuhopecten yessoensis (Yesso scallop) is the source of this 5834-nucleotide messenger RNA. RefSeq lists its product as uncharacterized. The record is from RefSeq and is a predicted model, not a curated record. Bases 1044 to 2900 code for a protein of 618 amino acids. Lineage: Eukaryota; Metazoa; Mollusca; Bivalvia; Pectinida; Pectinidae. The transcript has 8 exons. Gene Ontology annotation, molecular function: carbohydrate binding.